This is a messenger RNA of Lytechinus variegatus (green sea urchin), 5285 nucleotides long. RefSeq names its product hyalin-like. NCBI's taxonomy places the organism in Eukaryota, Metazoa, Echinodermata, Echinoidea, Temnopleuroida, Toxopneustidae. The transcript is spliced from 10 exons. Bases 600 to 2381 code for a protein of 593 amino acids. The record is from RefSeq and is a predicted model, not a curated record.
GAUUAGAGAUCACUCAAGUGUGAGUGUGGGUGGGCUGAAUGAUAUGACUAGGAACACAAUACAUUGUAACAAUAGGCAUUUCUUUUUCCGAAAUCAGAAGACAGGUGUGAUAUCUACCGACGAUACAUGUUUUCUUUCCAUAGUCUACACCUAUAUUGUUUGAAACCAUCGGGGAGUAUAUAUACAUCUUGAGCGAUGAUCUUGGAGUCAAUAAGAACUGCAAGCUUCUCGUAUCAUAAAGUUAUAUUGGAUUUCACUCGGACUUGGUUAAAGUAUACCUGAGCUAGUUUCUGAUUGAUCCAGAUUGGAUAUUUACAAAACAGUUCUACCAAUUUCAACCUUAAAACAUGCGAGUAUAAUUUUCUCCUUCCUUGUCUGUAUAGUGGACGCUUUCUUCACUUCAGAUAACAAAUUUGAAUUGUCAAACUUUGCACGGUGAUCUAUACAGAAUACGUUUAUAUCCGCAUUUAAGGAUCUGCAAUAAAUAAUAUAGAAAGGAAACUUGAUAACUUCUUUGUUUUUUGUUUGUUUGCGCUUUUGUGAAUAAGGAACUUUGUGAUUUUGGAAUUUUGGUCAAGAUUAGAAAUAUUGUUUUAAUUAUGGAGUUUCAUCGCCAUCUUUCAAGACCAUCAAUAAUUAGAAUUUUAAAUUGUGUAAUUUUCUUCAUUUUAUGCAGUGGGGCAAAUAGUCAGGAUGUGAUCUGCAAUUCUGCGGAUUCGGCUACAUCCAACACCUUUAACACAUACAACGUUACUGUUCCUGGGACUGACAGCCCAAUAUUGAUCUAUGACCCCGCAAAAUACGGUCCAAACAUGAGGUUACCGGUUGGAACUACCGAGGUUACAGUGACCGCUUACAUGACGUCAUCGUUAUCGACUCCUAUUGGAAACUGUACAUUUAACGUUACUGUUAGCUUGGAUGAGCUUCCUAUUGCUUGUCCUUCAACAAAUGACAUCGAGAAAACGGAUCCAGGCGAAUCAACUUUUCAGUUCCAGAUCAACUCUCUAGACACUCUUCCGGGUUUCGACUACGGUUCCAUUUCGCCAAAUUUUGUACAAAAACAACUAUCGACGAACACGAGCGGAGUGGUCAAUGACCGUUUUCCUGUCGGCAUCCACGCUGUCAGCUUACUCUUCUUUGAUAAUUACCUAACUAAACAGUGCAACUUUACUCUUUCAGUCGUCGAUGUAGAACCACCAACAGUCACUUGUCCAGACGAUAUCUUAGCUAACACCACGAACGUCAUCACGUACACACCUAGAGGAAUAACAGACAACGUUCCCGAUCCCGAUACUCUACAGAGCUCCAUCACCUUUAGUCCCGUCACUCUAUCACCUGGCUCCCGAUUCCCGAUCGGGAAUUCUACCGUUACUAUUUCCGUUACCGAUGGAGCUGGUAAUCGGGGCAAUUGCAGUUUCAACGUCAAUGUAGCAUUAAAAGAGCUACCAAUCACCUGUCCUGCUCAAUUGGAUCUAACAGUGGAGACUGAUCCAGGUCAAUCUUACUUCACAUACCAUGAUCCACAAUUCAACAUAUCUUAUUCUACUACCUAUAUACCAUAUGAGAAUAUUACCAUGGUCAGAAAUUACGGUGGAAGUGUGAACAGUCCUCAGCUGGCCAUCUCAACUCAAGAUCAAUAUGUCUUUCUUACGAUAUCAGACGGGAUGUUAUCAAAGACUUGUAUAGAAGCAAGGGUUCAGGUGGAAGAUCGAGAACCUCCUGUGAUUGUUUGUCCGGAUGACAUCUACCAAACUAACACUUCAAUUGGUUCUAAUUUCCAACCAACCAUUUUUGAUAAUUCUGGUAGUUCUUUAGAUAUUGCGAUCAUUCCCUUACCACAAAGCAUAUUUUCAGUGGGAACAACAAACUAUACCUUUAUUGUAUCCGAUAGAAGUGGAAACAAUGCGUCAUGUUCGUUCAACGUUACUGUCGAAAUAGUCCCGGAUCCAACGACUGUCUCAACUGAAGGGUCUACUAAUGGGAUGGAAACAACAGUCGGUAACGAUGACCAGAGGAUGACCAAUUAUUUACCCAUUAUCAUCGGGUGCUCCGUAGCAGCUGGUGUCAUUCUCAUCAUCAUCAUCAUUCUAGGUGUCAUCUGCAGUACUCCAAGUAGACGAAGAAUAUUUGGGAUUGGACCUAAGGAACCCAGUAAGAUAAAACACGUUGGGGCGAGCAGACAUGGUGUCGCGACUGAUUCUGUUCUAUUAAAUGAUCACCUCGAGCGAAGUAAAAGUAACAUCUAUGAAAGCACUGAUAUCGAUGUCGAAAUGGUAGAUACUCCAAAUGGAGAUGGAUUGCAAGAAAUGACCGAAACCAAUGGAACACACCUCAACCACGCUUACAUGACGGACGAGAUGAUGGGGAGGUCGAGCUUAUGAGUCUUGGACAUCGAAGACGAUAUCAUCCUCCCCAUAGUCCAUUCAAUUAGCAUUUAUUGUCCAAAGAGCAUUCGGCCCGAAAGACGUGAUGAUAUAUAUAGAGUGACCAUUUAGCAAGAUAUUGUCGUGAUAAUAUAUAUCUAUUUAUUAAUUUAUUAUUACUUUACAGAAUGGCACAUCAUCACUAGAUUUUUCUUAUUAAGCAUGCAUGAUAAUUUUCAUAAUUACCAUUGAGGUACGAGCUUGACAAAAAAAGAUCGAUAAAACCUUAAAACAAUAACAAUAUAGUCUUGACUACAAAAUACAAUUUGUGAUUUGAACAUUAAAUCCGCAGAUAGCAUAAUUUUUAGAGUGUUUUGUCGAUUGUUGGUAGAACAUUCUGUAAUUCCAUAAUUUAAAGGAUUGUACCUCCGUUCUAAUAAUUGCAUGUAACUAUUAAUUUAGGACGGACGCAUACAAAUCCCUUAAACAUUUAUGUCUUGCAUUGCGAUCGUGCAGUGAGCUGACAUAAAUCUUGUUUAUGUCAAGCAUUGAUCAUCACUGCACAUCCAAACUGGAGACCUGUCUAAAUGGACAUCCAACCUAACUUAUUAUUUUAUACAACAAAUAUCCCGAAUGCAAUCGCAGCUUCUUCUUCUUCUUUAAAUCUUAAUUAUAAUUUAAUUGUUUUUCUUUAAAAUCCCACAGAAGAAACUAUAUGGUAUUACAAAAGAGAUUUAACCAUCAAGGAUACUCAUGAUACUGCCAAACAAAGGGAAAGGGGUCUGCCCACAUAAAGUUCCACGGCCAAGAAAAAAAAAUGGAAGAAAUGGGGGAAAGGAGAUGAAAUAGUUGUUGAACAUUAUAUAAAAAUCUAUUAUAAAAUUGAAUUUUCAUUUUCACAUAUGUUGUGUGUCCCUAAAAUUGUUGGCUCAAAUACGGCACUGAUGUAGGUGAAACGUGAAAUUUCGCUACAUGGCAUGUUUUUGAGCGAUCACCAAUUCCAUACGUUCCAUCCAUCGCAACUCCCCUUCAGUCAUGAAUCCAAUGUACUUAGCCACUUCAGCUCUUUUUAGACGACUGUCAUUUAGUGUGACAAAUGAAAACCUUUCCUCCAUUAAGGAUUAAUUGAUAAACCCCACAAAAGUCCAUUUCACUAUUCUAAUUCAUUACUAGAUUAUAAUAAUGGUCUGCCUUGUUAUGAUGGGAAGAAAAUAAAAUAAAAAUGUGUUUUAUUUGAUGAAUGAACAGACUUUACUAUCAAAAUUAAUUUUGAUCGUGUGCCAGUGUAUUUUUCUGUUGUUUAUAUAACAUCCCUUUUAAAAAUAGGGAGGACUUAAAAUAUUAGGAUCCUUGACAAUAUAUUUCUCAUAAUUAAAAAAAAAUUGUUUAGAAGGUUAUUUUUUAAUUUAAAAAAAGCAUUACCGAGAGAGGGUACCAGAUACCAAUUUUUUAGUAUAACGGCUGAAAAACAUAUUGAUCACUAUAUAUUCUAAGAUGGGAAUAUUAGAUAAUAUCAAAUUUAUUUCUUGAUACUCUAAUCUAAAGAACUACAUGAUCCUUUGUAAUAUGUUUAGGCAGGGUUUUAACCUUAAACAUUGCAAUCUAGCUCAACUCAUCUUCUAUUGUCAUAACAGUACGUGUUUACAGCUAGGUUUUGUUUUACCACUCUCAGUGUAGCUCCUAUAUUUGUAUAUCGUUCGUACAAGUUUAUGAACAAAAAUGUAUGACUGCAAAGACUCGGGAUGAAUGCAUUUAUGUCAAUGUUCCUGAUGGUCGUGAUGUGUGUACAAAUCAAAACAGAAAAUGUCUGUUUGUAAAAUUCUGUUUUCAUAUUUUAUUUUCAAACCUUUCUGCUCAAUGCUUAGUCCAGUCGGCAUGUACAAUCUAUAUCAUCCAUUUAAUUAGUAUUUUGUUGAUCAAUAUAUAUAUUUUUUUCAAACAUAUAGUCAAUGAUAAAUAAAUUGUAUGAUAAAUAAUUCGACGUGUACUAUAGUAAUGUAUGUUAUUUUUUUAUUCAUUGUAUAUUAUCAUGAUUAUAAUACCAGACUAACAUGAGAGAGAGAGAGAGAGAGAGGGGGGGGGGAGUACCAAGAAAGUGAUAUUGUAGAAGAUAUGAGCCUGAAGUUGAUGAUUGUUUUCGCCUACCAUUCGUAUUCAUACUCCUUCUUCAUACGUCAUUGUACAGUAGGUCCAUGGUUUAAACAUUGUCAUUUUACUAAUAAAGUAUGCACGCCAAUCCUUUGGUUUCAAAUGACGUUGUCUGUUCAGGGGAUUUUUUUAAACUGCGGUCUGGCUUGAAAUGCAUGCAAUUAACUCUUUGCUAUUGAAAGUUACAAAAUAAUGUCUUUUUCUAUUUACUGAAAGGCUAUGACUAUCAAUUCUUUAUUCAAGUACAAAAAGGUUAACCUAUUAUUUUGUUGCUAUAAUUAUUGAAAUUUUGAUGCUGUUUUCGUUUCCUUAAUAUAUCCAGAUAAAUGUGAUAUGUAUAAUCCUGGCUAUGACUCUUCCCUGAUUCCAUAUUUUCUUUGUUGCCUCCGAUGCUUUUUGUUUGUAUAAUUUUAUUCUGGAACUUAUGAUAUCUGUAAUCCAAAGUUUAUCUGUGAGUUAUUUAUAUUGAUCGUCAUGCAUCUAAAUAAUUUGAACAUGAUUAACUGCAUUAAAGUGUAAAAUUUUUAAAUUCUACUCAUUAUUAUAUUUGAUAUCGAUUCGAUUUAUAAUUGGCAGCUGUAAAAUUUUGUAUGUUUUUUAUUUUUUGAUAUAUAGGAUAUAUAGGCCUACAUGUAUAUUGAGGUAUGUGCAUGCAUAUUUUAGCCCUAGAUGCUAACAAUGUGAAUUCUUAAUAAAAUAUUACUCUUUGUAUACCUUUCUUUUAUGUUUAUAUCUCUUUUUUAUUGAUAUGAUCAAAACAUGUUUGUUAUGGUG